Suillus subaureus is the source of this 543-nucleotide messenger RNA. RefSeq lists its product as uncharacterized. NCBI's taxonomy places the organism in Eukaryota, Fungi, Basidiomycota, Agaricomycetes, Boletales, Suillaceae. The transcript has 4 exons. The record is from RefSeq and is a predicted model, not a curated record. The coding region runs from base 1 to 543 and encodes 180 amino acids.
AUGAGGCCCAACAAGAAGUGCAUGCAACUGAUGUUGAACAUGUUGCUGAUGUUUCUUUUGUCCCAUGAGGAGAGCCUGGACCAAGGCAUACAAACAGGCGAGUGUAGUCCCAAUAGCACCCAUCACCCGCUACCUCCACCUGAACAUGUAUCAGUGGGUAUCCAGGCUCAGCCAUCAUGGGCAACACAAAAGAUCGAGCCUCGAUACAAGCCCCCUGGAGGUAGUGGCAAAAUUUGUCUUCUUCUCCACCUCUUAAUGCCUUUAGUUCCAAGUCCUGUAACAGAACCUCCAAGAAGCUCUCAAGACAGCAGUAUGGACCUCUCAAGUGAUGCACAAGAUGAGAAGCAAAUUGAAGACAAUAUUCACCACCCAGGGGAUAUCAGCAGUUUACCUGCACAACCCAGUACUCCCACAUCUGAGACUGCUGACAUGAAUCUCCAGUCCUCUCCUAGCUCUGCAUCCUCCUCAUCAUCUGAUAUAUUUGGUCUUGUAACUGGUUUAUCAUGGCAUCCACCUCCUCCAAAUACUGUGCCACCUCAAUGA